CAUGGUUCCUCCGCUCUCUCUCCGAAGAGUUACAGCAGCGGCAGCCGCUGUAGCCGCAGCACUAGUUCUGUCUCCUCCGUCCUAUCUCUUCCUGCCAGUCGCAGCGUAGCUGUGCUGAGUCAAAGUGGUGGGAGAGCUGCUGGUGGCAGGCGGUGCUGCAGGAGACGUCGGCCUCCAUUGUGCUGCUCCCCAUACAGCUGUAGCUGCGUUAUUCCUGUAGUGCAGUUAGCCAGGGGAACACAUAACAUGCAAACUUCAUACAAGACCAUUCUGUAUAACAUGUAAGCAGAAAAGACAAACUACAUGCAACUAACUAUUGCAGAAUUUACAACUGCAUAAAGUCUUGGAUUAUAAUUUUUACUAGAGAACGAGUCUGAGCAGAAAUCUAUUAUUUAAUCAGUUUUAUUUUAUUCUACACAAUUUUAUACUGUAACAAAUACUGAAAUAUGCCUUUAUUAAUAUAUUGGACAGAAUAAAUAGCUUUUAUUUUAUUUUUCCUUGUAUGACCGUGUCAUACUACUUGCCUUUAUGCAUCAUAAAGCUACGUGUUAUGCGUUUGUGCCAUUGUGCUUCAUUGAUUGUACAAUAAAAUCAAAACUGGUGCCCUAUACACAAGCAACAUAAAAUGUCUGUGGAAUACCAGGAGGCAUCGGAGACCCUGCUCCAUGGAGAAUUUGGAGUCUACCCAUCCAAAGGUAUUCGCUAUGCACUUAGCCUGACCCGCACAGGACUCCACAUCCAGAGACUGGUGCCCAAACCUGAUGAUGACCAACGGACGGUGCUACCCAUCCUUGACAUGGUGGGAUGUCACACUCUGCGUAGUCAUGGCUCAAAUGAUGUUUUUGCCUAUUUUUCAAUUUAUUCCUAUCCGUUAAAGAAAAAGAAGGUUGCUAUGGGUUCUACGCGCACACGCCAACGGUUGGUUCGCACUUUUAGGGUGGAUAAAACCUCAGACUAUGAGCAGAAUCAGGCCAUUGCUGAGAAGUGGGCGAUAUCAAUAAAGUGUCUCAUUCAACAAAUCCCAAUCUCCAGUGAAACAGAUGUUGUUCCAGAUCACCAGCCUAGACCCCGGCGCCUGUUGCUUUUGGUGAACCCCUUUGGAGGACGAGGCAAUGCCCUGCAGCAGUGCCAAACACACAUCCUGCCUAUUAUCACAGAAGCAGAUAUUAGUUAUAACCUUAUACAAACAGAAAGACAAAAUCAUGCUCGAGAACUGAUGCAGAGUAUCAAUUUAGAGGAGUGGGAUGGUAUCGUAGUCAUUUCCGGAGAUGGGCUGCUAUUUGAGGUUAUUAAUGGUUUGAUGGAACGCCCUGAUUGGGAGGAUGCAAUUAAGAUGCCUAUUGGAAUUCUCCCGUGUGGCUCAGGAAAUGCCUUGGCUGGAGCUGUGAACUAUAAUGCAGGGUUUGACCAGGCAAUGGGAUCAGAGCUGCUUCUUAACUGUAUCUUACUGCUGUGCCGUGGUACGGUAAUGCCUAUGGACCUGGUAUCUGUGACGACUUGCUCUGGAGCCCGUUCUUUCUCUUUCCUGAGCAUUGCUUGGGGCUUCAUCUCUGAUGUAGACAUAGAAAGUGAGAAAUACAGACACAUGGGUUCUGCUCGUUUCACUGUAGGGACCAUGGUGAGGGUGGCUUCACUGCGCACUUACAGAGGCCGUCUUUCUUAUCUCCCAGCUCUGGAUGCUCACCGUCCUAUCUGCAGGAGCAUAACAUUAUCUCCUAAUGGGUGCCUUGUACCAUUACAGCGCACACAGCUACACCGUACCAUUUCAGAUAUCGGCCUCUGUGAGGAGCGCAAUGUUAUAUAUAAACGGAGCUCUGCAACCUUUGAUACCGAGUUGCCAAGCUUUGAGACUUCACCUUCUCCAGGCUCACCAACAGCAUUGCACACCUCCAGGUUCACUUUUGACAUGGUGUCUGAUGACCAAUCUCCAGAAGAUCAUGUGUUGUCAAAUGAUAUAGAAUCUCCAGCACAUAAUCUAGUAAAUGGACCAAAAGAUGAUCUCCUGCCUCCCCUCGGGCAACCUGUGCCGAAGUCCUGGGUAACUGUGGAAGAUGAUUUUGUACUAGUAUUGGGCAUUUAUCAAACUCACCUUGGAGCUGACAUGUUUACAGCACCCUUUUCCCGCUUUGAUGAUGGUUUGAUCCAUCUACUCUUUGUUAAAGCCGGAAUCUCCCGGACCGCCCUUGUGCGCCUAUUUUUGGCAAUGGAAAAGGGGUCGCACGUUGGAAUGGAGUGCCCAUACUUGGUACAUGUUCCUGUUCAAGCAUUCCGCCUAGAGCCCCUUACACGGAAGGGUAUACUGACUGUGGAUGGGGAACAGGUAGAAUAUGGCCCAAUUCAGGCUCAAAUACACAAUCGAUUUGGUAAUCUCAUCACUGGGUCUGGUAGAAUUCGUAUGAGCUCUACCUAGGGUUCGCUUACUGCCACACAGUCUUUUUGCAUUGCAUUGUCGCCCCCCUCCCCCAAGUUUCAUCAAUGCUUUAAUAGAUUUAAAAUAGAACAGCUAGUCCUGGUUUAGAAAAUUUAGUAAAUCUUAUCAUAAUUGGAAUUGUGGCAUGUGCCUAUUUAUGUUCUUGGUGCCAGUCACCAAUCAGAGCAUGUUUUUAAUGGGUUCCUUAUAUAUCGAUUUUUAUACUAUUAUCUGCAAGAAAAAUCUUAAGCCAAGCUUUUAUUUAAAAAAUGCAGUUAAGUAGAACUGCUGUGGAUCUCAGAAAGUCUUACUAGUACUUUUAUAUCAAGCUUACUGUAGAUAUGAAUGUCUUCAUUUUCAAUUAUAUUUUGAGCUGAAUCAUGGUAAAUUUAAAUUUAAGAACAGGAAUGAGUACACCUGUUAUAACGUUUGUUCCAAAGUGAUAGGGCGUCUGUGUGCCCGUAGCACAGGACAUUUAAAUUCCAUCCCCAAAAAAACCACAAACAUUUAUUUAUAGUAGUGCUUAUUUUGCACGUAGGCACAACACUAAACUUGAAGGAGCGGCACCCAUAUUUUCCUAAAGUUGUGUCUAAUAAUACAUUUUUGAAUGAAGAAUUUUUAGCAAAGAAAACAAUUUAUAUUUAUGUGGCAAUAAACACUCAUUGAUCGAUGAGUUUACAAAAAACUAUACGGGUAUGUGAACCCUGACGUAUAAAGAAAGAUAGGACAUGUUCACCACUUGUGCAGUUACUGGUUGAGCACUGCUAAACAAUGUCAGGAGGAGUAGAGUGCUCGGAGAACUCUAAGGGAAGGUGGUAGUGGGUAGGUAUUAUUUUCCAAUGCAUUUUAAGCUUGCUCCUCCAAGUUCUGAAACAUGAACCUUCUCUAGAAAACCAUUUCCAAGAAAUGUGGAUAUUAAUUCCCAUACCGAUACAGUUUUUUACAGUAGAAAUUAACCAAUGCAUAUGUAACCAGAUUAUUUGCCUUGCUGUUUCACAUAAUUUAAUUUCACCAUUCUUUUUUCCUCUGGCCCUUUAAAGCUAUGCAUUCGUUACGCAAAGCCAAGGUUGAUGUGAAUGUAUACAUUCAGUCAGUUAUUAAGUGAUUAUUACAUUCCAGGAAAACAUUUGCUAUUAAACCCAACAUGCUGAUGGAAGCCUUGCCUUCAGUGUACAGCCUAUAAUUGGACAAAUCUUCAUGUGCGAUGGCCAGGGUCUUAUACUAAUAGUUUAUUUUCCAAAUAGCCAGUGAUGCUAGUAUAAAAUUUCUUAACAGCUGCUAUUUAAGGCUUUUUGCUAUUUAGAAGGGGCAGGUAGUCAUUGCUUGUUUGUGCAUGCUUAAAGGCUGGUUUCCACUUUUUGUAUUGGAAAAGUCUGGCAUGUAAACUCCUUGCUAUUCCUUACCUGAAUAAUGGGAAAGACCCAUUCCUGUGGGCUGUUCAAGCCAUACUUAUGGAUCCUUGCCACAUGAUGAGACCGUUGCCCCACCUCCACCACUUCAGGCAGAUUAGGCUGUUGUCACCAUAACCUCAAACACAAACCUACGCUAAUUAGAAUAGGUGUAAUGGCCAAUAUCAGGCUAGGCUUGGUGUCUACUCACUUAGCAGGCCCUCCAUUACAGGGCCCAGUAUAAUCAUGGGCCCUAAAGCGCCAGAAGGGACUUCUCUAAUUCAAGUAAUGGGCCCUUAGAGGUUUGGGAGAUAACAUACAACAUACAAUUGUAAUUGGUCUUUAAACAGUGUCUUACUUUGUGUACAUUGAUAUAUGCUAUUUGUAUCAUGAAUUCUGAAUCUUGAAUUCUCUUGAGUAGCAUAAUUUUAUAUUUAUUGGAAUGGAUUGCCACAACAAUGUACCUAGUGAGCUGAUGUCCUUUCACAAGGGUGUAUAAUAUACUGUCUUGUGUGUUUAAACAUAUAAACAACUGAUGUUCCUCUGUUUGCCGCACAAGGGAGUGCCUAGAACAUAACGUGCCAAGAGUGUUUAAUACCUUAUCUCAGGUUCUAAGUCUGGCUAUGAGAUUGUGCAGUGCUCUCUUAUGGGUUUGGCGCUCGCCACCACUUCUCUCUGUAUCUGCCUCCUGAGUCUAGUUAAUAACACACUAUGUUCUAGGCACUAUCCCAGGCAAGCAGUGGGAAAAUGAAUAACAAUGCUUUGGAAAACAUCCUUCUGUCAGUUAAGGAUAUAAAUACAAGUGGUUGGAGUUUCUUAUUAUGGCUGCUUAUACAGACCCUGAUAUUAACAGAUCGUUGCUUUAUAUUGAGAGUUGUGUGGAUUCUGCCUGACCCAUCAAGUCUUCAGCUCCCUUGUUUGUGUGUUCAUGUGAAGAUACGCCUGGCAUUUUGCACUAGUGUACAGAACUGAAAUGACCACAAUCUCAGGAUGCAUUGGAUCGGUUUUGUAAUAAGAAAUUGACGUUUGUCCUAAUUUUUGUAUGUACUAUAAUUUCUUAAGAUGAUUCUGCUAGUUUAUUAAUGCAUACUUGCCAGAACAAUAUUUGUAGCUAAAUUAAUGCUUGAGAUAUGGAUAAUAGUUUAAGCAACAUUUUUGCUUUUUUGUCAAGUUUUCAUCUCUUAGCAAAUGAAAUAGGAUUAAUAUACUUCCUAAAUUCUCCGCAACAUCAGAUGGGUCUUGCCCAUGCUGUGUCUGUAGCUGAUAUGUCACCAUACUGCCAUCUGCGGUGGGACGUGUUUGUAAAGGGGCAAUCACUUACAAGGCAAAACCAUGCCUUGUAAGUGAUUGCCUCUUUAAAAAAAAAAAAGUCUGUUAGGCCGCCAUCUUGUACGGCAUUACAUCCCGCCCCCUGUGUUAAGGCACUGUAAAUUUUAAAUAUUGACACGGGGAAACCAUUAGGGAUCCUUGUCUUCCAGAACAUCUCUUAAGCUAGGUACACCCCAUGCGAUUAUUAUUAUAAUUUUUAUUUUUUCAUUUGAGGUUUUGUUUUUUUUUUCAGUAGAACCUACAAUUUUCUAGAUUUUUCGGCCAGUGGAAGGGGCCGAUACCAGCAGCAAAAGCUAAGCAUAUUUUUUUAAUAUAAUUAUAUAUAUAUAUAUAUAUAUAUAUAUAUAUAUUAUUAUUUUUUAUUAUUAUUUAUUUUAUCUUUUUAAGCUACUGGUUUUCUACCAUACCACACUGAGGCGUAGAUGUAAGAAGGAUCGUUAUGGGGGAGAAGCAAUCUCAGCCAUCAUUAUAUGAUACCGCUUCUCCCCCAUGUAUGGAGGAGGAGAUUUAGAUCAGCGCUACUAUCUACAGGAUAGCACACCGAUAUGUGGGGGCAAUGUGUGAACUGUCGGUAAUGCAGGAAAAUUUCCGGCGGCUGCAGGUGUCAUUGCCCAUACACCGUAGCAGGGAUAGCGCUGUCCCUGGCUGUGGAGGCUGCCGUCUCCAGGCUGCGUGGAGAUCUCGCGAGAGUAGCAAGAUUUUGUGCAUGCAUUUAUGAGCCUGCGGGGAGGAGAGAAACAGCUCAUCAGCACUAUACGAUGGUCUGGCAAUGAUCGCCGGAGGGGAUGGGGGAGGGGAGUGGCAUCUGAGAUGUUAAUACAUCUCGUCACUGCCUCUUCCUGUUUCACCUCUGUAAAGAGAAACAGGAAGCUUUAUACCCGUACGAUAUGUGCGGGUAUAAUACAGCAACACCUGAAUUUUGCAUACGUGUCCAUCCACAAGGAGGAUAAGGUAAUCAGGAUAAACCGUAGGAAAUAUGAGCAGAUUAUUGAGACUGCCCACACACUGCACAAUAUCGGGACCUUUUGGCUUAUAUCUUCUGGCAAGUCUGAGCAAUCAGACAAUUGAAGCCAAGCAAAACACUCAUGCCUACACAAUAAAAUAGACUUGUCAGAUCUGCCCAAUGAUUGGAUAGUGUGUACCUACAUUUACAGUAUAAUUCUACUCAAAGUAAACCUUUCAUUUUAAGGUUGAUUCAGGUGAGGUCACGCAGUGUAUGUAACUGAACAGGAAUUAUUUCCUAUUGCUCCGGAUGGCAUUAUUCCCUCACUGCUGCUGCUGCCAUUGCUUUUGAUAUUACAUUUACUUGAAUCUACCCUCUUUUUUCUUUUUUUUUUUAUCAACUACUGAGCUACUUGUGUAACUUUGCACAUGCAUUUCUACUCGGUGCCUAUAACAUGACCUAGGUAAAGGGUGUUCUUGCGGAUUUAAAUUCCUGUAAUUUAAUUAGAAAUUUCAGCCUUGGCUUCAUUACCGUGGGCCUAAUUCAGACCUCAUUGCUGUUGUGCGAAAUCGCACUGCGGCCAAUUAUCAAACAACCGCGCAUGCCUACGGAUUGUAAUGCGCAGGUGCGAGGCGUUCUGCAAAAAAUCCUGUGUCCUUUUUGAUCGCUAGGCGAAUGCAGGCUCAUUGACAGGAAGCGGGUGUUUAGGGGUGGUAACUGGACAUUUUCUGGAAGUGCCUGGAAAAUUGCAGGCGUUUUCAGGGAGGGUGUGUGACGUCAGCUCCGGCCUGAUCAGCUUGUUUCUUUCGCACUGUAGGAGUCCUGGGCUACGCACAGACUAGAAAAAUCAUUUGAUAGUGAGUUGCAAACGGAUUUGCAUCUGACCUGCGUUUGCAAAGCUUUUCGUGCGGUGUACGCAGACUUGCACGGGGCAGUAUUUCACUGGGCGGUGACUAUUUGCAGAGGUGCGAUCAGGUCUGAAUUAGGCCCUUAGUUCUUAUGAGCUUUAUGCUUUUACUUCCCUGUCUUCCUAAGAACCAAGUAGUGUAGCUGACAAAAUCCAGUGUCUGGAUUGAUUUGUGGCCGCAACCCAUACAAGUGCAAAUAAGGACCACUGUAACUUGAAUGCAUCAUAGUCGAAACAUCACAUUUGAUGUAUAUGAUGUGAUGCUUUAAUAAAACGUUUUUUACAAAGAAAAGCUUUCAAGCAUUUACAUAUAUUUUCAAAAUCAUUCUAAUUAAUAAUGACUCAAAUUUAUACAUGUUCUAUUAAUUUACUGUUGUCAUUGUGUUUGUCCAACCCUUGUCCUGUUUUGUAUUAAUGUGUAAUUUCCAUACUCUGGCUGUGGUCUGUGCUUAACACUGCACUCUAAGAUAGCCAUAAAGGUUAUUUAUGAUUGCACUUUUUAAAUUGUUGUAGAGUGUGGCUUGGUCAAUGGGAAGUCCCAUCUAAGGGGGUAAUUCAGAGUUGAUUGCAGCAGCAAAUUUGUUAGCCGUUGGGCAAAACCAUGUACACUGCAGGGGGUGCAGGUAUAACAUGUGCAGAGAGCAGUAGCGGAUCUUGCCACGGGCAAGCAGGACUUUUGCCCGGGGCGCCGCCUUCCGGAGGGCGCCGCACCAUGGCAAGAUCCGCUGCUGCUGUGGUGCUGCCCGCUGUCCUGGGAAGGGAAACUAGACGCUACGCGUCUAGUUUCCCUUCUUGGGCUGCCCGCUGUGAAGGGAAACUAGAUGCUACGCGUCUAGUUUUCCUUCCUGGAGAGGACCUUAACUGUAAUG
Molecule: messenger RNA, 7846 nt
Organism: Pseudophryne corroboree (corroboree frog)
Lineage: Eukaryota; Metazoa; Chordata; Amphibia; Anura; Myobatrachidae
Gene: SPHK2
Product: sphingosine kinase 2
Exons: 6
Coding region: 626-2410 (594 amino acids)
Biological process (GO): phosphorylation; sphinganine-1-phosphate biosynthetic process; positive regulation of apoptotic process
Cellular component (GO): cytoplasm; intracellular membrane-bounded organelle; membrane
Source: RefSeq, a predicted model, not a curated record